GGGACUGUGUUCAUGUAUAGAUGGAUGAGCUCUUGUACACAUAUCUGCUCAAUAGAAUCGUUGUUAGAAAAUUUAAUAAAUAUUUUUAAUGUUCUUUCUACAAAUAAUGAAAAUAAAAAAAACUUGGAAGAUUGGCAGCUCUGGCGAUCAGCUGAUGACCAAAACAAAGCAUCAUGGAGACUUUAAGGUCGUCGCUCGUCUUCUGUAUCAGGGCGAAAAUAAAUUUCUUAGGUUUUUCUGCAAUAAAACAUCGAAUGUGUCAUUCUGUUAGUCAGAUUGGGGAACAGAGUCAAGAUAUGUCGACACUGGUUAAAGAAAAUCGACCUCAGCGAUUUAUUCGAGCUGGGCAACCCACUCCUCACACACAUCCACAUCUUGUCCAACCUGGCGAGGUAACAUUUGGCAUAUCUAGUGGGGAAUAUAGUGAACGUCGUCACAAACUAAUGGAGAGUCUAAGGAAAGAAGAGGGUAAACACCAUGUUGUUAUUCUUCCAGCUACUCCAAAACGAUACAUGAUAGACAAAAUUCCCUAUUUAUACAGGCAGGACACUGACAUGCUUUAUAUGUGUGGAUGCCUGGAACCAGAUUGUGUACUUGUCCUUCACACAUUACCAGGCAAGAAAGCUCCAUUACACAAGUGUGUGAUGUUCACCCCACAUCAUGAACCUGGUCAAGAACUGUGGGAUGGCCCUCGUACUGGCCCUUCAGAUGCCCCAGGGGUUUGGGGUGUUGAUGCUGGCCUACCCCUCAGUGAUUUUAUUCGUUAUCUAGGCCAACUAGAAUCAGAUCUAAACUCCCCUACUCUGUGGUACCACUCUCAGUGUGCACCAAACCCAGAAAUUCAUCGUCAGUUGCAAGGAUGGCUGUUUGGAGGUCGUCAAGGAGGGAUGGAAUCGCCAAAAUAUCAUUUGCAUGCUCUUCGAUUAAUCAAGUCUCCCGCAGAAAUAGAAUUGAUGAGAAGAGCAUGUAGAAUAAGUGGAGAAUCUAUAGCAGCUACUAUGCGUGCUACUAGAGCUCCAGUGAUGGAACACCAAUUGUUUGCUAUGGUGGACUAUCAGAGCAGAAUGAGAGGUGCAGACUACUUAGCAUAUCCUCCUGUAGUAGCUGGUGGGCCCAGGGCCAAUAUAAUUCAUUACAUUAAUAACAAUCAGAUUAUUAAUCCAGGAGAGAUGGUGUUGAUGGAUGCAGGAAGUGAAUUCCGAGGUUAUAGUGGUGAUGUCACUCGCACUUGGCCUAUUAGUGGUGAAUUCACUUCAGCCCAGCGUGAUGUUUAUGAAGCAGUGUAUGAAGUACAGCAGGCUGUCAUAACUGCCUGCACUCAGCAUCCCACUCUAGAUCACUUGUUUUCUGUAAUGUGUACAAAACUUGGUAAAGUACUUCAAGAACUCUGCAUAUUACCUCUAAAUUUUUCUGAAGGACAGCUAAUGCGAGCUGCAUAUGGAUUUUGUCCACACCAUGUGAGUCAUUAUCUUGGGAUGGAUGUUCAUGACACACCUCUAGUGCCAAGAAAUCGUCCAUUGAAGCCUGGCUGCAUAAUUACUGUUGAACCUGGUAACGGUAUAAUUUUUUAUUUACAUUUUUAGUGUCCUGUUCUUUCUGGAGCUUCAUAUUAUUCAAGGGGAAAGCUACUCGCACUGGUGAGUCUUACUUGAACUAAAUGUGCAGUUCUGAUGGACAUGGACACCCACUAUAAUGAUUUAGGAGAGAUAUAGGAAAGUAUUGGUUUGGAAAUAUGGGUGUGGAUUAGAGCAGUUGGCUGCAAGCU
Molecule: messenger RNA, 1765 nt
Organism: Procambarus clarkii (red swamp crayfish)
Lineage: Eukaryota; Metazoa; Arthropoda; Malacostraca; Decapoda; Cambaridae
Source: RefSeq, a predicted model, not a curated record